Ictalurus punctatus (channel catfish) is the source of this 5246-nucleotide messenger RNA. RefSeq names its product von Willebrand factor A domain containing 5B1 (gene vwa5b1). The transcript has 21 exons. NCBI's taxonomy places the organism in Eukaryota, Metazoa, Chordata, Actinopteri, Siluriformes, Ictaluridae. The record is from RefSeq and is a predicted model, not a curated record. Bases 1 to 3774 code for a protein of 1257 amino acids.
AUGCCAGGCCUGAUCAACAAGGCCAAGCGUAGCGCGCUACCACUCAGCGUCUCUGACAUCACUUCCUGUGUCCGCGGUUACACCCUGGCCAUGACAGCCUCCAUGACGUAUGAAAACAUUGAAGAUCACCCCAUAGAAGGUAUCUUCAUUUACCCGCUGGAGGAGGGCUCAGUGGUGGUGGGCUUUGAGGCGAUGAUAUCCAGCCAGAUAAUAACGGUGCAGAUCAAAGACAAGACAAAGAUUGAAGAUUGCUACUUCCACUGCUGCACAGCGACUAACGGAAAUCUAAAGAGUGGCAAUGGUCAUGUGGCACUUGAUGAGGAUCUAGAGAGGAUGGUGUUGGUGGUAAACCUGGGGGUCAUUCCACCUCUGGAGACUGUGAAUGUGUUGGUCAGCACAUCCUAUGAACUUUCCACCCUUCCAAAUGGGGGCAUACGUGUCACUUCACCGCCUGUCUGCACUCCGAGGGUCCAGCGCUCCAUUAAAGAGGAACAGGCUUUCUCUCCGAACACAAGCAGGAAGAGAGACAGACAUCACUGCUCUCUGGGGUCUCAUGAGCAGAUGGGCUCAAGCAACCAACUGUGUCUCUCCUGGCUACUGGAGGAGGAGUCUAUCAACUCCAUUGACUACGAGUUCAACUUCCAGCUAGAGAUCAGAGGGCCAUAUCUACUGGCAGGAGUGGAGAGCCCUUCUCACGCCAUCCGGGCAGAUGCUGACCCCUCCGCCCAUUCUGCUACCAGCAUUGUGGUCACCCUGGCAGACAAAUACACCUAUGACUGCCCUGUGGAAAUUCUCAUCUACCCCAGUGAGCCCCACCUGCCCCAUGUGCUUAUUGAGGACGGAGACAUGACGCUGGAAGAGUACGAUGAACAUCUGAAGGGGAGGAGUGAUUACAUCAAGGCCACAAAGAAGGACUCUAGCAAUGAAAAGAAAGUGGAUAUCAUCCAUAAAAGGCUCCAUAAAGACAUUCUUCACAACCCUGUGGUUAUGCUUAACUUCUGCCCUGACUUGCAGUCCAUGACCUCUGACCUGCGCAGGGUGCAGGGGGAGUUUAUCUUCCUUAUUGACCGCAGCGGGAGUAUGAGUGGUGUCAGUAUCAGCCGGGUUAAGGACGCCAUGGUGGUGAUUCUGAAAAGCCUUUUCCCGGCCUGCCUGUUCAAUAUCAUCAGCUUUGGCUCGACGUUCAAACCGUUGUUUGCCACCAGUCAGAGUUAUGAUGAGGAAAGCUUGGGCACUGCAUGUGAAUAUAUAAAGAAGAUCCGGGCUGACAUGGGUGGUACCAACAUCCUGGCCCCGCUGAACUGGAUCCUGAGGCAGCCGCUGUGGCGCGGUCAUCCUCGCCUGCUCUUCGUCCUCACCAACGGAGCCGUCAGUAACAUGGGCAAGGUCAUCGAGCUGGUCCGCAGUCACUCCCGAUCCAUCAGGUGCUACACGUUCGGUAUAGGUCCAGGAGUCUGUAGACGGCUCAUCCAGGGCCUCGCGACUGUUUCCAGAGGUGCUGCUGACUUCCUGGCAGAAGGAGAAAGGCUGCAGCCUAAGAUGAUUAAAUGCCUGAAGAAGUCCAUGGCUCCUGUUCUGAGUGACAUCUCCAUCGAAUGGCUCUAUCCUGAGACUAAGGAGGUGCUACUGUCUCCAGUGGGAACAACAUACCUGUUUCCUGGUGACCGGUUGAUUGGAUACAGCGUGGUGUGUGACACGACACGCUACCACUCCAACCCCAAGUCUGACAAGCGACGGCGCUACAGCAUGAUGCACUCCAACGAGUCGGCCAGCUCGGUGUUCUACCACAGUCAGGAGGAGGAACCAGUGAAGAGCGGCUCAGACGGGCAUAGUGCUGUCAGGGAUAUAUCAGGCACAGGAACGUUUGAUGCAUACCAAAGCACCAUGUCUGAAAGCAGCCCUGGCAUGGUGGAACAAGAUGGAAUUGGGACUAGUAUGAGCUCUUCUCCGAGAAGGCGCGCAUACAGCACCAAUCAGAUUGAAGACUAUAAUCCUCUGAAGAAGGCCUUCACUCCCAGUGACCCAAGCUCAGUGGUGGGGAAAAACCCUCUGAGGAGAGCCAAGGUCCAGGAGCUCAUCGGACAGACGAGUCCUGAUAAUGGGGCCAAGUGGAAGAUGAACUAUCAGCCUCAGCUGGCCAGCCUGUGUGCUAUUUCGUCCAAAGGGCACGGACGCCCACAGCCUGAUGAACCCCACGGAGGCACUGAAGCAGAGGAAACCCAGGUGAACCCCAGUGCUCAGGCAGCCAUCCGCGGUCCAAACUGGGAGAACGGCUCCAAAUCCUCCACUGACAGCCCUUCCCUGGGCAGCACAGGAGAAGCAGAUGGCUACACCCAUCAGCUCUGUGAAGCGGAAACACCUCAAGACCCACACGCUCCAGACUUCAAGCACGUGAACAAAAGCAAAGGAGACUGCAAGGCAGUCGUCUCGGGACUGCUGUGUGGGAAACCUGUGAAAUGGGAGGUGAGCUUCGACAUCGAACCCUACCUGAAAGGGCGUGAGCGAGAGGAAAAGGUUCAUGAGGAUCUCUGGAACGAAACCUUCCAUCAUCUGGCCGCGAGGUCGAUUAUUCAGGACUUUGAGCAGAUGGCUGACAAAGAGUGUGAGAUUGAGCACGGUUCCGGUAGGCGCUAUCAGCUGUACGCCUUGCAGACUAGCAAAGCUUGCAACAUCCUGAGCAAAUAUACAGCAUUUGUGCCCAUUGAUCUGGACAGCAAUGAAUAUUUACCCAUUUCUAUUGAGUAUCGAUAUGCUGGGGAAGAGCGAAAGGGUAGCUCACAUUCGAGCCAGCGUUCAGGGAGCAGGAAGAGUCGUGGUUAUUCGGUAGGAUUGGGCCACUCGCAGUCCGGCUGCCUGGCUGAAGGAGAAGACCAAACAACGCCAACUUUUGAAGACAGAGCCUCUCCUUGUAGCACUCCUUCAUCAGCUGGAUGGGAACGGUUCAGCUUCACAGAAGCUUCUCAGAGGAGUCCGACUGUGACCUCAGACCAUUCGCAGAGAUCAGUGGAAAGCCUCUUCUCAGCCAGGUUGAGUCUCACCAGAACACGGCUCCUGACAAAAGCAGCUCGAGGCUUCAUGUGCCGCACACAAAGCAAAGCUGAUUCAGUGGGAGAGAGUGAUAAUGACAACAAGAACUACAUACCUCUGGUAUCUCUGCAGCUGUCCUGUGGUGCAUUUGUCCUGGACGCUGCCUUGUGCGAGGCCAUAAACGUCCCCAUGGACAAGCUGAAGUGGACGUCCCCGUUCACCAGCCACAGACUCAGCCUCCCCCACCUGUCCUACUCCAGCAGCAGGAGAACCGACAGCCUGGAGGUCCAGCACAGCUCUUCACCUCCGCCUAAAGACUGGGAUCUCUCUGAAUCUGAGGACACGGCGCCCCGCAGCCCCCGAACCGAAAGCAGCUCGUCCGGUUUUGGCGAGGCCUCGCUCUCUCCCGGCUAUUCGCAUCCCGACAGUGGACGGGGGGCCGAUUUGGGGAAUAUGGAGACACCGGUCUCGCCUGGAGGUGCGCAGAGGAUGGCGCAGGAGCCAGAGGGUAUGGUGUGGGCUACGGCCGUGGCCUUGGCGUGGCUCGAGAACAACUCAGCGAGCUACUUCAUCGAAUGGGAGAUGAUCGCGGCCAAAGCGAGCCUGUGGCUGGAUGCGCAGGUGGUCCCUGAGGGACGAGAGCUGGCGUCGGUGAAGGCGGCGGCCAAUCAGCUCUUCAUCAUCCUCAGACACUGGGACGAGAACCUGCAGCUCAACAUGCUCUGCUACAACCCCAACAGCAUGUAGAUCUCGAAAGCUCACUACUGGAUGGUGAUUUUAUUGGUUUGCUUCUGUACAGCAUCGUGUGUCUGGUUUAACUCGAUCCACACUCCGUGCAAGUUGUCAAACCGUGGGUCGGUCAGUUCAGUAAACACUGAAGGAAAUUUAAAAACGGCGUUAGUGAUGUGAUAAUUAUACCUUAUGCUGAGCUCUUGCACCUUUUUAAAAUUCUUUUCCUUUGUUUUCGGAAAAACAAACGCGACACAUUUUGAAUUCGUUCGUCAUAUUAUCGGAAUGCUGCAGUGCCACAAUAGCUUCUAUGAAAGCCAGUAAAAUUUGUUCCAUUAAACAUUGUCUCCAGGCUAAUUAAGCUGCACCGGAAGACGAAAAAAAAAAAGAUCAUCGGAUGGUUAAUUAUUCACUAACGGUGGUUAUAUGCAAACCAGUAGAUGGUUGUGACAGCUGAAGUGGAUUCUGUUGGCACAUCCACUCAGGGAUGACCACGCUGACGUCGAAGCAUGCUAUCGUUUGUUAAAAUUCUGUUAUGGAAACGAAGCAGGAUGUAACCGGAACGUGUUUGUGUUCGUCUCGGACGAAUGUAUCGUUAUGUACUGUAAACGUAUGUUUAUUUGGUGGACGGCGUGAGUAAACACCGCCGUUUCUUCGACAGUCAUCGACUUACACCGUUCCACGCUACAGCGUUCUGUGGAAAUUCUUUUCAUUAAGGCACUGAAGGGUCAAACGCUUAUAACGGACGCUUGCUCUGUUGUAAAAGGCAGCAGUGAUAUAUUGUAUUUACAACGCAGUGUUAUUCGAUUGUACUUGGAGACUUAACAAGAUGUCAAACUAUUGCUGAGACAGCACUUCCUGUCGAGUGCUCUCCAGCUCUCAAGUGCCUGACCCCAGCUGAACUUCUCCAAUGAACUAUGAUUUGUUUAUUUCUGUAAUGCCACGUGUUUAUCUCUUGUGCGCUGUUUACUAGUGUAUUUAUGAAAUCUGUGAAGCCGUUGUUGCUGAAGUUUGCCAUCGUUUGAUUGCCUGUAAGUGUGGCAAAUCGUAUAUAUGAAUUCCAAGAAGUUUUCUGCUCAGAGUUAUCCACAUGAAUGGCUGUGUUUUAAUUUUGUUUUUGUUUUUUUAAUUCGUUUUUGUUUGUUUGUUUGUUUGUUUGUUUGUUCCAUACAAGAUUGUAACUGUCACUCAGGUAUCGCUGCUGUGUAGCUGUGAGUCCCUGUGGCGAGCACGAGUCUGUUGAUGCAUGAGUUUGUCUGAGAGCCACCGCUGAUGUGUAACGUUUUGCUCGUGAACGUGGCUCUUUGCGUGGAAAAAACCCCAACAAAAAACGUGGACGCUAUGUUUGAGGUCAAUCGUGUUUUUCCCCAAAGUGGUUAUCAAGCGCUUGUCAGCUCGCUGUAGUGCCUCUCGUGCAAUGACGGAGUGUGUAACUGCAUGUAAUAAAGUCUUGCUGCUGAGUAAAUGAUGAGAGAGUAUGUCUGAUUAUU